GCCGACUUCAUCCGGAGGCGGAUCAACCCCCUUCAGCAAAGGAGUCGGCCCGCCUAUGAAGAAGAAGCCCCUGAAGCCGGGUAUCUGACUGAAGAUGAAGUCAGGGCCCAGAUGACGGCGCUCUUCCAGAACUUCGGCGACUGGCCGGAGGGAUGCCAACUGGAGGGGUACUCGGCCUCCAAUCCACGUACUUCGGCUGACGCCGUCCCUCGUCCUCCAUCAACAACUGAAGUGGCGCCCAGGGUGACUCGGGCACGGUCCCUCCGCCCGAGGACUGCGGCGUCCGAGUCUUCAGCCCCCAACCCCGCUGCCGAAGGGGGUCAAGGGGCCAGCCGGCGGGCUCCAUCACCGACUGACCAGUCGGCAACCCAGGUGCAGGCUGAUCCCGAAGAUCAGCUGACCCUGGCCGCCCGCCGGGCCAUCGCCGAGGGGAAAAGGCCAGCCCCCGACUCCUCGCGGGCUGACGUCUGCCUCCAGUCGCCGACUGGUUCCGGGGAGCCAGUCAGGCGCAAGAAGCGUCGUUACGCCAUCGGCAACCAGCCCCCCGUCACAGUUGACGCCGCGGUCCUUGCGGGAGCGGUGCCGGCUUCCAACAAGCUGACUCAGGCGGCCGCGGAGCAGGUGGCUUCGGGCGCUCCUGCCGGGUCCACGCCCCACGCCGAGUCAUGAAGCGGCGGCGACUCCCGC
Molecule: messenger RNA, 687 nt
Organism: Panicum hallii
Lineage: Eukaryota; Viridiplantae; Streptophyta; Magnoliopsida; Poales; Poaceae
Exons: 3
Coding region: 112-669 (185 amino acids)
Source: RefSeq, a predicted model, not a curated record